UGCUCUACCGGUUGAAGUAGCUUAUUAAGAUGAGGGUAUGAAUCAUAAAUGAGAAGCUGGCCUUCUGCUGAGGACAUCUCUGGAACACCCACACUGCCAUCCACUUUUUUGUUUAUCCAGAGGUAUUAACUGUGUUGCUGGGACGUGAGGUAACUCAGGAAACAUUCCUGCCAUACAGGGCACGAGAGAUUCUCAGAUACUCUUCUACUCAUCAAGAUGGAAAGCUCAGAUUCUAGUGAUAAAGGAAGUAUUGAUCAGUCAGAAGCCCAACGUCAGAGCCAGCUGGAUCGGUUAGAUCGAGAAGAAGCUUUUUAUCAGUUUGUGAACAACCUGAGUGAGGAGGACUACAGGCUUAUGAGAGAUAACAAUUUGCUAGGAACACCAGGUGAAAUUACUGAAGAAGAGUUGCUGAGAAGGCUACACCAAGUUAAAGAAGGUCCGCCACAGCAAAACAGUGAUGAGAAUAGAGGUGCAGAGUCCGCAGAAGAUGUUUCAAAUGGAGAUUCUAUAAUAGACUGGCUUAAUUCAGUCCGACAGACGGGAAAUACGACACGAAGUGGGCAGCGAGGAAACCAGUCCUGGAGAGCAGUGAGCCGGACUAACCCGAAUAGCGGAGACUUCAGAUUCAGUUUGGAAAUAAAUGUCAACCGUAAUAAUGGGAACACGAAUCCAGAAACUGAGAAUGAGCCAUCUGUAGAGCCUUCCAAUGGGGAGGAUUUGGAAAACAGCCAAAGUGACUCUGAAAUUCCAAGGUCUGAAUCACCAUCUGUAAGGCAGCCUGGAUCAGAAAGGAGCAGUGCGGAGGAGCUGACGGCUGAGGAGGCUUCCCCUCCUAGAGGGCAGAGGAGAGCCAGGAGCAGGAGUCCAGAGCAGCGGCGGACGCGGGCUAGGACUGAUAGAAGUAGGUCACCUAUUAAUGCAGUGAGUGAGGCCCCUCGUAGGUCUCAUCACAACACAUCAUCUCAAACACUUGACCAGUCCUCAGCGAGCGAGGCUGAGGGCAGCUCUAGAACCAGGCAGCACGUGACGUUAAGGCAGCACACGGUGGGGACUGAGGUGCCAAGUGAAAAUGCAGUUCUGUUUUCCCCCGCUGAAACGAGGCCCGCUCCUCAAGCGGCAGGUUCUUCGGAAAGCACUGGCGCCAGCGAGUCCACGGCUCCUGGGCAGAGGCCUCCCACCAUAGUGCUUGACCUGCAGGUGAGAAGAGUUCGCCCGGGCGAGUACCGGCAGCGGGACAGCAUAGCCAACAGGACCCGCUCCCGCUCCCAGACCCCCAACAACACGGUCACCUACGAGAGCGAGCGCGGAGGCUUCCGGCGCACCUUCUCCCGCUCCGAGCGGGCCGGAGUGAGAACUUACGUCAGCACCAUCAGGAUUCCCAUCCGGAGGAUCUUAAACACGGGCCUGAGCGAGACCACGUCAGUCGCCAUCCAGACCAUGCUGAGGCAGAUCAUGACGGGCUUCGGCGAGCUCAGCUAUUUCAUGUACAGCGAUAGCGAUGCAGAUCCCGGUGCGCCGGCUCCCAGUCAGAACGCGGAGAGCUCCGAGCCGCAGAGCGGAGGCGGGGGCACCUCGGGCGGUGAGAAUGCAGAUGUUAGCUCAGGGGAGGUGUACGAGGGUGGGCACGAGGCUAGUUCAACAUCUGGUGCCAGGCGGGAAGGCCGGAAUAUGAGGGGAUCGGUCACUUUUGAAGAAAGCAGUUCUCUACCGUUCCUUAGCCUUGCACAGUUUUUCCUACUCAACGAAGAUGACGACGACCAGCCGCGAGGACUCACCAAAGAACAAAUCGACAACCUAGCCAUGAGGAAUUUCGGUGAGAGCGACGCUCUGAAAACCUGCAGCGUGUGCAUCACAGAGUACACGGAGGGCAACAAGCUCCGCAAGCUGCCGUGCUCGCACGAGUACCACGUGCACUGCAUCGACCGCUGGCUGUCGGAGAACUCCACCUGCCCCAUCUGCCGCAGAGCAGUCUUAGCUUCUGGGAACAGAGAGAGCGUUGUCUAAAGGAGAGCUGAGUCGAUGGCCGGGCAGCUGGUGUGAUAGUGAUGGGCAAAGAAGUCACUUCCUUUAUGGCCACUUUUUGAGUGGUACCUCAAUGUAUAGUAAUGACUCGGAGUGAAUCUUCCCUCGUUGAAGCAUUUUCUCUGGAUUCAAGCUUUGGGAAUUGGAAAGUUUCUUUAAUUAGGUUUUUCGAGUUCUAGUCGGUUUGGGUGUUCAAUUUCACUUGUCCAAAGACAUCUCCCCACUUCAAAAUAAUUUUUUUUUUUUUUUUCUUUGUGAAGAGUAUUCAGUUCUUUCUCCUGCCUAGCCCUUGCCAUCCCAGUCCAAUAAACAGUUUGUCCUCAA
Molecule: messenger RNA, 2346 nt
Organism: Hirundo rustica (Barn swallow)
Lineage: Eukaryota; Metazoa; Chordata; Aves; Passeriformes; Hirundinidae
Gene: RLIM
Product: ring finger protein, LIM domain interacting
Exons: 4
Coding region: 217-2004 (595 amino acids)
Biological process (GO): random inactivation of X chromosome; protein ubiquitination; ubiquitin-dependent protein catabolic process
Cellular component (GO): cytoplasm; nucleoplasm
Molecular function (GO): ubiquitin protein ligase activity
Source: RefSeq, a predicted model, not a curated record